Molecule: messenger RNA, 2439 nt
Organism: Rana temporaria (common frog)
Lineage: Eukaryota; Metazoa; Chordata; Amphibia; Anura; Ranidae
Gene: ELOVL1
Product: ELOVL fatty acid elongase 1
Exons: 8
Coding region: 170-1045 (291 amino acids)
Biological process (GO): fatty acid elongation, polyunsaturated fatty acid; sphingolipid biosynthetic process; fatty acid elongation, saturated fatty acid
Cellular component (GO): endoplasmic reticulum membrane; endoplasmic reticulum
Molecular function (GO): fatty acid elongase activity
Source: RefSeq, a predicted model, not a curated record
AGUGAAGUUGAGUCACAAGGGAGGGUGUGGUUACCCAGAUCUCCCUCUCUUUCUCCUUCCUUCCUCCUCUCCCUCUUUCACGUUCCUCUCCGUCAGGCUCAGGAGGGCACAGGAGAGUCGCACACACCACACCCCGCUCCGCACCACCAGGCUGUGAGGAGCUGUAAAGAUGGAGGCCGUGCUCUCACAAUGGGCGCAGCGCUAUCAUGACUUCAUGAAAGGAGCAGACCCCAGGAUAGGCCAUUACCCCCUCAUGCACUCGCCUUGGCUGCCCGGCUCCAUUCUGCUGUUCUAUGUCUUCUUCGUCCUGUCUCUGGGGCCGCGGUUGAUGGCCAACAGGAAGCCCUUCGACCUGAAGCCUUUGAUGGUGGUCUACAACUUCAGCCUGGUGGGGGUGUCCGCUUAUAUUGUCUAUGAGUUUCUCAUGUCCGGCUGGUUGACUGGAUACACCUGGAAGUGCGACCCUGUGGACCAAUCGGAUUCACCAAUGGGCAUGCGGAUGGUACAAGUGGCCUGGCUUUUCCUGUUCUCCAAAUUCAUUGAACUCCUUGACACCGUCUUCUUUGUGCUGAGGAAGAAAAAUGGGCAGAUUACGUUUCUGCACAUCUUCCAUCACUCUGUUCUGCCCUGGAGCUGGUGGUGGGGUGUUAAGUUUGGUCCAGGUGGUAUGGGAUCCUUCCACGCCAUGAUCAACUCUCUGGUCCACGUCAUCAUGUACUUCUACUACGGACUCUCCGCUGCCGGGCCACGCUUCCAGAAGUAUCUUUGGUGGAAGAAGCACAUGACCGCCAUCCAGCUGAUUCAGUUCGUCCUGGUCUCCAUCCACAUUACUCAGUAUUACUUCAUGUCCUCCUGCGACUACCAAUUCCCCAUCUUCAUCCACCUCAUCUGGAUCUACGGCACGGUCUUCUUCAUGCUCUUUUCCAAUUUCUGGUACCAGGCCUACACCAAAGGAAAACGCCUCCCGAAAUCCAGCCAAGCAGCAUCCAACGGGGAAGUCCACCAAAACGGAAAGGCCAAGAACAGCAAAGCCAAGGCAAACUAGAUCCGAGCUUAGGCGGGCACGUGCGGUAUCCCCAAAACGUGGGCACAAGGCAGGUGCUAAGUGGGGAAGAUAAUGGCACGUGUUCUUUUUUUUUUUUUUUUUUUUUUUCGUAAAACAAAAAGCCCAGCUGUUUGAUGGCCAGUAAAAACUGCCAAACUGGUUUUACGAAUACAACAUUGGGCUUACACCAGCCAAAAAAAUCCAAGUGCCUAAAACAAAAACAAAAAAAGACUUUGUAUGACGCGAGUGUGUCCUGAAUCCUAUGUCCUUCCAUGCCAUCUCUGGCACCCCCACCCUCCACAAAACGUUCCACUCUUUGAAAGAUUGUGUGUGUGUGUGUGUGUGCGUGUGCGUGUGUGUGUGUGUGCAAGAGGACAGCUCACUCCAAAAAAAUAAAAAAUCUCUGACCUCUAUACUGUAAUAUCCGGGCCCUCAGCAAGCAACAAGAAUCUUGAUUCCUCCGCAUCACAUUCCAGUAUAAAUCCUAUUCAUCAGAAGAGCGUGGGCCUGACGGGGGGGAAGGGUAAGUGCCUCCCAACUUCAGAACCCCCCCCCCCCGGUCCGGCUUGUUUUUGCACUGGCAUUUAUUUAUUUUUUUGCCAUUUUUUUCAGGGCAAGUUCUAAGCCCUGCUCAAAACAGGUGCAGGAAUUUUGAUAUACUUGAAAUCUGGGGUGCUUGUAUGUUAUCAAAUUCCUAGGUCAUUGUUUUUUUUUUCGUCUGAAGGAGAAAGCAGUAUUGUGCGUUUUUUUUUUUUUUUUUUGUGCAUGUUUGGGGCUAAAUUUUAAGUUAAUUUUGAAGGAGGGGUUUCUCUUUUUUUCUUUUUUUGCUCUCACCUGUGUCACAGUCAUAUCUUUUACAAAUAACUUGCCCUCCCCACGUCCCGUCCAUACUGUAGUCACUCUUGUCCCUUUUCUAUGUGCCACUGAUCUAGAUCUAUAACACUGUAAUGUUCUCCUAAUUCCUCUGCUGCUUCUGGGGAACCGAAAUCCCCCCCUACCCAGCAGCAGAAAGCAGUCCAUAAAAAUCACUUUGUAUAUUUAAAUAAAAAGAUAAAUAAAAAUAAAUUCCACACCCCCCCCCCCCCACCUUGCUGUCGAGCACGCGAUGCCGGGCCGCCGAGAUGAGAGGCGCCGCGUCGGAAUGGGGGAUAUUUUUCGUAACUUAUCUGCAAGUCUGCCAGAUACUAUUUAUCAUAUUUUUUUUUUGUGUAAUACUAUUAAUAAAAAAAAAAUGAGAGACUUAUCGCACAUUGUUUAAUUCCAAAGCAAACUCUUGUUGAUAAUAUUGUAUGUGAAAUUAUUAAAUUGGACUUUCCACCUCAGUGGCAAGUAUUGCUUAUACAGUUUGCUCCUCCUCCCCAUAAUGCUGUAUAAAAGAACCUGGGGGGGGGGGG